This is a messenger RNA of Cataglyphis hispanica, 516 nucleotides long. It is a transcript of the gene lin-52, whose product is annotated as protein lin-52 homolog. The record is from RefSeq and is a predicted model, not a curated record. Gene Ontology annotation, biological process: regulation of DNA-templated transcription. The coding region runs from base 118 to 471 and encodes 117 amino acids. The transcript has 4 exons. NCBI's taxonomy places the organism in Eukaryota, Metazoa, Arthropoda, Insecta, Hymenoptera, Formicidae. Gene Ontology annotation, cellular component: DRM complex.
ACAUAAGAUAGUUCGUGUGUGUUUCAAGUAUUCCGUUCCGUCAUUUCACUCCGUUUUGUCGAUCCGUUGUGAUCUUUCAUUCUAGAAAUCCUUUGAUAAAUUUCCGAUUCAACGAUUAUGGCUACUGAAGAGACUGUCGAUCAACCAGAUUUAUCUUGUGUGGAGGAGAGCCUAAUGAGUCUAGAGAAACUGGAUAGAGCAUCUCCUGAUUUAUGGCCUGAACAAACGAGCAAUGAAGUUCCAGGUGUGCAUGAGUUCGUUGCUCAAAAUUCACCGCAGACAGAGCCAUGUUUUUGGACUGCGAGUUUUUCAGCGGACGACAUAAGUCAAUUGCAUCAAUUGGGUAAUUUAACAAUGACCGGGCUUAUCUCGGAAGUGAAAAAACUGCACGAUUUAGCUUAUCAACUGGGUCUAGAAGAAGCUAAGGAAAUGACGCGUGGAAAAUAUUUGAAUAUAUUUAAACAUAAAUAAUAUUUCGUAGAUAAAAAAAUAAAACUCGUGAAAGUGCAAUACCAA